AUGGGGGGCAGCGCCCGGAACCCGGGAGUCCUACAAAGAGACGACUCCCCCAGCCAGUCUCCGUACCAGCGCUUAAGCCAAAGGAUGCUGGACAUUUCGGGGGACCGGGGCGUGCUGAAGGAUGUCAUUCGAGAGGGAGCUGGAGAGCUGGUGACACCGGACGCUUCCGUGCUCGUGAAAUAUUCUGGAUAUCUGGAGCACAUGGACAAGCCUUUUGAUUCUAAUUGCUUUAGGAAAACUCCUCGGCUCAUGAAACUUGGAGAAGAUAUCACACUGUGGGGCAUGGAGCUGGGCCUUCUGAGCAUGCGGAGAGGGGAGCUGGCCAGGUUCCUGUUCAAACCCACCUAUGCCUAUGGAACGCUGGGCUGCCCUCCCCUGAUCCCCCCAAACACCACCGUCUUAUUUGAGAUCGAGUUGCUUGACUUCCUGGACUCUGCUGAGUCGGACAAGUUUUGUGCCCUCUCGGCGGAGCAACAGGGUCAGUUUCCACUUCAGAAGGUCCUAAAGGUGGCAGCUACUGAACGAGAGUUUGGCAACUACCUUUUCCGCCAAAAUCGUUUCUAUGAUGCCAAAACGAGAUAUAAACGGGCCUUGAUGCUCCUCCACCGGCGAGCAGCGCCCGCUGAAGAGCGGCACUUGGUGGAGACCGCCAAGCUGCUCGUUUUCCUCAAUCUGUCCUUUACGUACCUGAAGCUGGAGCGCCCCACCAUGGCCCUGCGCUACGGAGAGCAGGCUCUGAUCAUUGACCAAAAGAAUGCCAAGGCCCUCUUCCGCUGUGGACAGGCUUGUCUCCUUAUGACUGAGUACCAGAAGGCCCGGGAUUUUCUGGUCCGAGCCCAGAGGGAGCAGCCCUUCAAUCACGACAUCAAUAACGAGCUGAAGAAACUGGCCAGCUACUAUAGGGACUACAUGGACAAAGAGAGAGAAAUGUGUCACCGGAUGUUUGCUCCUGGUGACAAUGGCUCUACAAUAGGAGAAAACUAAAGAUUUCGCAGCUAAUGACAAGCGAGAGAAGCGAGGCUGCCCAGAGUUCUCCAUCGUUAUGGGAGGUGGGCAGAGCGCUUUCUGGAAGAAUCUCCUCAGCGCAGACUGUGCCUGACCUGCUUGGAAGAGGGGCUGAGUGUCUGCAGCCCAAGGCCACAGCCACGGCCCCGUCUGCGACUGAUGCUGCUGAAGUGUUUUCACAGCUGCUGCUUUCUGUUUCUCGUUUUCAUGCAGAGGAGGUGAAAGGGUAGCUACUGACAAGUAGGAGAAUGCUAUUUUUUAAGGCAAUUGCUUGUUUUUUCAAAUAGAAUUAGUCCUUGGCUUUUCUCCAGUCCCAGCCCCCUUCCUGCUGCUCGUGUCCCUGGGUGAAUAC
Dama dama (fallow deer) is the source of this 1357-nucleotide messenger RNA. RefSeq names its product FKBP prolyl isomerase family member 6 (inactive) (gene FKBP6). Gene Ontology annotation, molecular function: peptidyl-prolyl cis-trans isomerase activity; protein binding. The transcript has 9 exons. The record is from RefSeq and is a predicted model, not a curated record. NCBI's taxonomy places the organism in Eukaryota, Metazoa, Chordata, Mammalia, Artiodactyla, Cervidae. The coding region runs from base 1 to 984 and encodes 327 amino acids.